AUUCCCCAUCCCCUUUCACCACACCAAUAAAUUCCAUUUUCUGGCUUCUCAGUUUUCUUUUCUCAUACAUUUCCAAGUCUCUGAGCCUCUCUUUCAGUCUUUUGAAGCCAACCCAUCUUUCUAGAACCAGAAAAAUCAUUCGGGUUUCUGUGAUUUUUGGGCUGUGUGUGAAAAAUCUCAGUGCCAGGACCUGCAGCAGCAGAAAGAUUUAAACAAGCUCACCACUUGGCUUAAACCCAUUAAAGAACAAGACCCAUCUUUUUCUCUUCCUCACAGAACUUUGCAUAUAUAAAUUUUGGGCUCGUCUGUUUUGCUAUAUUAUACAAAAAGGCUCGUGCUUUUGGUCAGUUUCAUGGCUAAAAUGGGUGAUAACCAGCUUACCCACCACCAAGUUUUUGAUGUCUCUGUCGAUGUGCCUCCAGAGGGAGGCUCCAAGUGCUUUGAUGACGACGGCCGUCUCAAACGAACUGGAACCGUUUGGACUGCAAGUGCUCACAUAAUUACUGCGGUAAUUGGGUCUGGAGUUUUGUCCUUGGCUUGGGCCACAGCUCAGCUUGGAUGGGUUGCUGGUCCUUCUGUGAUGCUUCUGUUCUCUUUUGUCACUUACUACACUUCAACUCUUCUCGCUGCCUGCUAUCGUACUGGUGACCCUGUCACGGGAAAGAGAAACUAUACUUACACAGAUGCCGUCCGAUCCAAUCUUGGUGGGUUCAAGGAGAAAAUUUGUGGGUUUGUUCAGUACUUGAAUCUCUUUGGAGUUGCCAUUGGCUACACUAUAGCAUCAUCUAUAAGCAUGGUGGCAAUAAAGAGGUCUAACUGCUUCUACAAAAAUGGUGACACAGCACCAUGCCAUGUAAACAGCAACCCUUAUAUGAUCGCUUUCGGCAUAGCAGAAAUCAUCUUCUCUCAAAUUCCAAACUUCGAUCAGCUAUGGUGGCUCUCCAUUGUUGCUGCAGUCAUGUCCUUCACUUACUCUUCAAUUGGACUUGGCCUUGGAAUUGCCAAAGUUGUUGAAACUGGAACUAUCAGGGGAAGCAUGACUGGGAUAAGCAUUGGAAAUGUGACAGAAACUCAAAAGAUUUGGAGGAGCUUCCAAGCACUUGGGGACAUAGCUUUUGCAUACUCUUACUCUCUCAUCCUCAUUGAAAUUCAGGACACAGUUAAAUCCCCACCAUCUGAAGCUAAGACAAUGAAGAAGGCAACUAUAGUGAGUGUAGCUACCACAACCCUUUUCUACAUGCUCUGUGGCUGCAUGGGCUAUGCUGCUUUUGGAGACUCAUCUCCCGGAAACCUCCUCACUGGUUUCGGUUUCUUCAACCCCUAUUGGCUCAUUGACAUUGCCAAUGCAGCCAUUGUCAUCCACCUUGUUGGCGCUUACCAAGUCUUUGUCCAGCCCCUCUAUGCAUUUGUUGAGAAAACAGCAGCAGAAAAGUACCCACAUAGCCAUUUCAUCACAAAAGACAUUAAAUUCAGAAUCCCCGGCUUUGGUCUCUUCAAUCUCAACCUCUUCAGAUUGGUGUGGAGGACAUGUUUUGUGAUUUUAACCACUGUGAUUUCCAUGAUCUUGCCAUUCUUCAAUGAUGUGGUUGGGCUUCUUGGGGCUCUGGGAUUUUGGCCACUCACAGUUUACUUCCCUGUGGAGAUGUAUAUUGCAACAAAGAGGAUCCCAAAGUGGAGCACAAGAUGGAUUUGCCUCCAGAUCCUAAGUGGUGCUUGCCUUAUAGUCACCAUAGCAGCUGCUGCUGGUUCAAUUGCUGGUGUGAUUAGUGAUCUCAAGAUCUACAAGCCAUUCAAGACCAGCUACUGAUUUAGCAAAUAAAUGUAACACUAGAUGUUGUCAUAAUCACUUAGUUUCCUAAUUUUCAACAAGGAAAAGAGAAUUGGUCAGUUUUGAAUUCAAUUCUUGUUUAUGUUCAUAACAAGCUUAAACGGGUAUGAUUAAUGUUAUAUAUGCACCACAAUUAUCACUUGUCAAA
Messenger RNA from Prunus dulcis (almond), 1976 nucleotides. RefSeq names its product amino acid permease 3-like. The coding region runs from base 353 to 1807 and encodes 484 amino acids. NCBI's taxonomy places the organism in Eukaryota, Viridiplantae, Streptophyta, Magnoliopsida, Rosales, Rosaceae. The transcript is spliced from 5 exons. The record is from RefSeq and is a predicted model, not a curated record. Gene Ontology annotation, cellular component: plasma membrane.